AUGAAUUGUUUCUCUGAAAUGUUUUCAUGCAUUUAAUUUGUAUUUUCUAACAUGAACUUGGAAAAAUAAUCAAAUAACUUGAGGAAACAAACCAAAACCUGAAUGAGCAGAUGUUGGACAGAUGUUAGACAGCUUAUGUGAUGCUGCAGCAGGGCAGAGACGCGAGUUGAUCUCCACGAGCGGCCAUUCAGUGAUCUGAUAUGCUAAUUAACACUGGCCACGCCUCCACUUUGCGGUCAGCGCUAUGAUUGGUCAGAGAUGUGGCAUUGACCGUGAUUUCAUGAAAAAAAAUAAAUAAAAAAUACCCAAAGAAUAAAAACAACAAACCGGCGCGUGAACGCGACAGAGACGUUAUUAGAUCGAGAGAGCGCGAGAACAGAUCAGACUUCAGCUGUAAAACGAGCACUUUUUAACGGAGAAAAGAAGAUUGUAGUACUUCAUAGAAAUAAUAAUAAUAAUAAUAAUAAUAAUAAUAAUAAUAAUAAUAAGUAAAAUAAAGACCAAGAUGCCUCGCGGGUUUUUGGUGAAACGAAGUAAACGUGCCUCGGGGGGGUCGUACCGGAUCCGACAUGAGUGCUCGGAGAUGCAGAAAUCAGACCCGCAUGCGCUGAAGAACGAGAUGCCGCGCGACCUGGUCAGAGCACCGUGUACGGACGCCACAGCAGCACGCACUUUGCACGCGCAGCUGCCAGAACACUCAGCUCUCGCGCCCGUGCGGAGUGUCUUCCACAGCAGUAUCAGUAAUGAUGAUGAUGAUGAUGAUGAUGAUGUUGAUGUUUAUGAUCACGGCGCGGAGGAGGCUUGUCACAGACCCGCGGUGCCCCUGAGCGCGGGAUUAAAGCGCUCCCCGUUCCCUCGGUGUCUGAGUUCUCCGGCCGCGGCAGCAUCGUUCCCGGUGUCCUCCAUCGAGAGCCUCCUCCUCUCCAGCCACGCGGACAUUAAGUUUGCUCCGUACCCUUCAUCAUUUCAGCAGAACCUGAAGCCCGAGACUAAGAGCAAGCCGCCGGUGAGGAAACCGAAAGUCGCCCGGAAACUCACCUUUGAAGACGAGGUCACGACCUCUCCGGUGCUCGGACUGCGGAUCAAGAAGGAGAGCCCCGAGACUGCGCCGUUACCGAGGAGCAAGAAGCCGCUGGGUGAGUUCAUCUGUCAACUCUGCAAGGAGGAGUACCCGGACCCGUUCUCCCUGGCGCAGCACCGGUGCUCGCGCAUCGUCCGGGUGGAAUACCGGUGCCCCGAAUGCGACAAAGUGUUCAGCUGUCCCGCUAAUCUGGCCUCACACCGUCGCUGGCACAAACCGCGCGACUCGCAGGAGGGGAAAAAGUCUCAGGUGCACGAGAAAGCGUCGGUGGAAGGAAAAGAGAACGCGACCGACUUGAGAGUGAAGCAGCAGCAGCAUCCUCCUCCUCCUCAUCAGCAUCAGCACCUGUUUUUCUCCGCCGAGAGCGCACAGAGCGGCAUGCCUCCCGCGGACACGCGCUGCGGCGGGGCGGAGAAGUGCUUUGAUCUCCGCACGAGCGCCAGUGAUGACGGCUCGAGGCUGUUUGAGCGCCGCCACGACGACACGGCCUCCCUCGCACCUGGGUAUCUGUGCGCGCGAGCAGGAGGAAGAGGAGGCAUAGAGGACGAAGAGGAAGAGUACGCGUGCCAUUACUGCGCCAAGAAAUUUCGGAGGCACGCGUACCUGAGGAAACACCUCGCCGCCCAUCAGAGCGUCCACGCGGCGGCGUACAAGCACGCGGAGAGCGCGCCGAUCCCGUUCACGUGCCACCUGUGCGGCGCGCGCUUCCCCUCGGCGGAGGUGCGCGAGAAGCACCGCCUCUGGCACGCGCUCGCUGGACCGGGACCGGGCAAGACGGCGGGCGCGCUGAUGCGAGCGGAUCUCAUGCUGCCUCCAAAACCGAGUCGCAUGUGGGAGGUUCCGACUUGAAGAGUUCGUCCUGCUGCGGACUGUUUUUACGGCAUUUAGCGGGAGGCGCGAGGACAACAUGGACGCGUGUAAAAACAAAUACAAUCCAUGGUCCGCGUAUAAACCAGGACAAACGCCAACAGGAAACAGCUGCCUCCAUUCCAUUAAAAAUGAAUAAUGUUAUGAUAUUAAUGACGUGAUUCAGUGUAGUAGCCUCAAUUAUGAUUAGAAUCGUAGAGCUGUGACGUCACUAACCUACCUGAAGCAGAUAAAACGGAGGUGGUCACAAACAGGAGGUCUCAGGAAUAAGAGUAAAGAUUAAGCACUGGUUUUAUUUUCCAUCAGUCCAGUUUCUCAGAGAGAGAGAGAGAGAGAGAGAGAGAGAAAGAAAAGGAACUAAAUGGAACUUUCUUGUCACUGUGGUGGAACCGUUCCCUUCGGUACCCCUUCUGCUAAAAAUCUAAGUGUAGUCCAUUUCUGCUCUUGUCUGCUUUCUAGGUGAAAGAUCUAAAAGUUUCACCCCAGCGACAAGAAACCGUUCUGUUUAGUCCCCUUCCACCUGCUCUGACUGGAGUUGGUCUUUAUUCCCAUGCUUUGUGUUGGAGGUGUAAUCCGUCGUCCUCUCGCUCUACACGUACAUCUGCUCUAAUGCGUCCUUAACACAAACUCCCAAAUCCCAUCAUCAUCUUAAACAUCACAGUUUACAAUAAAACAACGUAGUGGAAUCACGCUGCGCUCGGAACCGUCAGAAAUAAGGCAUAAAAUGUUGAUCAUGAUGUUCGAGAGCGUGCGAGAACGCUCCGCUACACCUGCUAGGUUGUUUCUAUGGUAACUAAAGGUGGGCGAUAUGACGCGUCACAGGAUUGUCGAAGGUGUUUCUAUGUUCCCGAAUGUGCAGCAGGAUAUUGAGGUACGCUGACUCUGUCAUGCUGCUGUUCAAAAUAGUAAUAAAUGUAUUCGUUUAUUCAUAAACAAAUGACAGUAUAUUUGUUUUUUAUAUUUAUAAAGUGUAUCUAAACAAAUCACUGCUAAUGCAGAGUACUAGAUAAAAAAAAAAAACGAAACGGAAAGAAGACGCACGCGUGCUGAAGGCGUAUUGUGGCGUGGUGUACGGUGAUGGUGUAUGGUCACAUGGUCCAGCCCUGAUGAUCAUCACACCGCGCACGUCUUCGCUCACUGUGAUGCUUCAUUCAUUCAUUCCACUCUUUUUUUUUUUUUGUUGUUGUUGUUUUUGUGGAGUCUAGACGUUAGCAGCUGGCGUUUGAGUAAAAAACCAACAACUAUAACUUUUAUUCCUCAUCACACGUACUCGUAUCCACGCUUUUCAUAUGUAAUCCUAUACAGGGCUCUGAUGGAGGACUUGUGAAAGUUACAUAGCACACAGUGAUGUGUUUUUACAUCUUGUCAAUCAAAUAAACCCCGCCUAAAUUCAUGAUGUCACAACACAUAGCGCCGGAUUGAUUGAUUGAUUGAUUAAAUAAUUAAUUAAUUAAUUAAUCUAUUUAUUUAUU
This is a messenger RNA of Ictalurus punctatus (channel catfish), 3420 nucleotides long. Its product is annotated as insulinoma-associated protein 2. The transcript has a single exon. Gene Ontology annotation, biological process: regulation of cell cycle process; negative regulation of transcription by RNA polymerase II; neuron differentiation. Gene Ontology annotation, molecular function: RNA polymerase II cis-regulatory region sequence-specific DNA binding; DNA-binding transcription repressor activity, RNA polymerase II-specific. The record is from RefSeq and is a predicted model, not a curated record. Bases 506 to 1930 code for a protein of 474 amino acids. Lineage: Eukaryota; Metazoa; Chordata; Actinopteri; Siluriformes; Ictaluridae. Gene Ontology annotation, cellular component: nucleus; transcription repressor complex.